UCCACACCUGAGAUGCAGAAGGAGAGAGAGAGACCGCAGAAAAACUGAAGCUUCGUUCAUUUCCAGCUCACAUGAACUGUGGAUGCUGGGCGACUGUUCUGGGAGACACAGGACCAUGAGAGGAAGAUGCCUCGAGACAGUCUGAUCACCUCAGAGGAUGACAUUGACGUUGGACUGGAUUUGGCAGGUGAAGACGAAGUUUUCUCUUCUAAUGAGGGACAUGAGAGGGAACGGCAUAGAGGAAAAAGAAGAGAUGGCGAUGGAGAGAAAAAGAAGAGGAAAAAGAGGAGGAGAAAGGGAGCACAUAGAGCAGAAGAAGGUGAAGAUGAAGUACAGACCAGGCAUGAGAGAAGAGAAAGAGAAAAGAGAAGAAGAGCAAAGAAUGAUCAAGAAGCAAAAGGAAGAGAGAGAGACGAGGAGGAACGGGUCCAAACAACAAGUGGCAAAGUGGCAAAAACAAAGAAGAAUAUCAGAAAUGAAAAUACAAGGAGAAGAGUGGAAGAGGAGGAGGUAGAAGUGGAAGAGAGACUUGAAAAACGGAAAAAGAAACAUGGGAGUGCCAAAAAAGAGGAGAAGAAAGAGGAUGAAGGUAAACAAAUGGUAAAGGAGAAAGAACGUGAGGUGAAGAAGAAAAAGCACAAGAAGGUAGUUGAAACAAGCUCGGAGCAGGAGACGAGUGAAGAAGAGGAUGACAAAGAAGAGGACAGCAAAGACGAAGAGAUGAGGCCAGAGUGUCUGACACCAGAGGAGCUGGAGAAGCUGAAGGAGGCCGUAGAUGAGAGGAAGAAACUGAUCCAGAGUCUGAGGGGGAAGCCCUGGCCAAUGAAAAAGAAGCUUGUCACUUUACGGGAGUCACAAGAGUUUGUGGAGAAAUACGAGGGAGCUUUGGGGAAAGGAAAAGGCAGGAAGCUGUAUGCCUACAAGGUCAUGAUGACCAAGAAAUGGAUGAAGUUCCAACGGGACUUUGAGAACUUCAAAACUGCCUGUAUUCCAUGGGAGAUGAAAAUCAAAGAGAUUGAAAGUCAUUUUGGCUCUUCAGUUGCCUCAUACUUCAUCUUCCUGAGGUGGAUGUAUGGCAUCAAUAUGAUACUGUUUGGUCUGACCUUUGGCCUGGUUAUGGUACCAGAGGCAUUAAUGGGGCGUCCUUAUGGAAGCAUGCCAAGAAAGACCGUCCCUAGGAGUGAAGAGACCAGUGCCAUGGACUUUGCUGUCCUGUGGGACUUUGGGGGUUACGCCCAGUAUUCAGUUCUCUUCUAUGGUUUCUACAACAACCAGCGUGCCAUUGGCUGGCUCAAGUUCCGCAUGCCUCUGUCAUACUUCCUGGUUGGUGUGGGUACAGUGGCCUACAGCUAUAUGGUGGUCAUAAGAACGAUGGCCCGUAAUGCAAAUGAGUCGGGGGUUGGAGAUGACAACAGCUUCAAUUUCAGCUGGAAAAUGUUCACCAGCUGGGACUACCUGAUAGGAAACCCUGAAACUGCAGACAAUAAGUUUGCUUCCAUCACCACCAGCUUCAAGGAAGCAAUCUUAGAGGAGCAAGAGAGCCACAAGGAUGACAACAUCCACCUGACUCGUUUUCUGAGAGUGCUGGCCAACUUCUUGGUCUUGUGCUGCUUAGCAGGAAGUGGAUACCUCAUCUAUUUUGUAGUGCGUCGCUCUCAGAAGUUUGCCCUCGAUGGCCUGGAGAAUCACACCUGGUGGGAAAGGAACGAGGUGAACAUGGUCAUGUCAUUACUGGGGAUGUUCUGCCCCAUGCUGUUUGACGUCAUCAGCACCCUGGAGAACUACCACCCUCGUGUUGCCCUGCAGUGGCAGCUGGGACGCAUCUUUGCACUCUUCUUGGGGAACCUCUACACCUUUAUCAUCGCACUCAUGGAUGAGAUCAACCUUAAAAGGGAAGAGGAAAAGAUAGUAAAGUUUAAUAUAACCACGUGGGAAGCCAGUCUUUAUAAUGGCACAAUAUCAGAAAACAGCACUGCUCCCUCCAUCACCAUCAACCCUGCUGAUGUGCCCAGAGGACCCUGCUGGGAGACCAUGGUGGGCCAGGAGUUUGUCCGACUGAUCAUAUCUGACACCAUGACAACCUACAUCACGCUGUUGAUUGGUGAUUUCCUGAGAGCUGUGCUCGUUCGAUUUCUCAACUACUGCUGGUGUUGGGACCUUGAGGCUGGAUUUCCGUCCUACUCUGAGUUUGAUGUCAGUGGAAAUGUCCUGGGUCUGAUCUUCAAUCAAGGAAUGAUAUGGAUGGGUGCUUUUUAUGCGCCUUGUCUGCCUGCCCUAAACGUCCUCCGGCUCCACGUGUCCAUGUACCUGCAGUGCUGGGCCGUGAUGUGCUGUAAUGUGCCCCAGGAGAGGGUCUUCAAGGCCUCUGGCUCCAACAACUUCUACAUGGCCAUGUUGCUGGUCAUCCUCUUCCUGUCCACACUGCCUGCCAUCUACACCAUCGUCACCAUCCCUCCUUCCUUUGACUGUGGACCCUUCAGUGGCAAGAACCGUAUGUUUGAUGUGAUCCAUGAGACGCUGGAGUCCGACUUCCCUGCCUGGUUUAGUAAAGUGUUCAGCUAUGCCUCUAACCCUGGGCUGGUCCUGCCCUUCAUACUACUUAUGGUACUGGCCAUUUAUUACUUGCAGUCCACAUCUAAAAGCUACAGACAAGCUAAUGUAGAGCUGAAGAAAAAACUACAAACGCAAAAUGAAGAAAACAAGAAGAAGAACAAACGAGCAGCACUGAAGGCGCAGAUGGAUCUAGAGGAGGCCAGAAAAGCAGCAUCACAAGCUGCAGAGGAACAAAAGAACAACAAUGCAUCAUUACAAGGCCAAGAGGCGGAUGAGGAAGAAAACUACGUCAGCAGUCACAGGUUGUAUCAUGGUAAGAAUGGACGCAACCCUCCUCCCAUGAAUGGAGACCGACAACUGCUGGCCUCCAGAGCACCUGGCCCCAGGACCUAUCACCAUGGCAACCACGGGGCUUCUGGCUACCUGCCCGGUUUCUCCGAGCCGAGGAUGUGCAGAGUGCCGAGCCUGCAGAGACACUGAGAGAAUGAAAUCAGAAUAUUGUUAAUCAACAUGGAGCACUAGAUGUUUGUACACUGUGACAUGAAGUAAUGAGAAUGCUAGUUUGAUGGCAGUUAAUGCACAUUUUGUCCAAGAUAUAAAGAUUUUUUCUUUUGAUAAAUUGUACUCUCAUGUCAAUAAAAGAAGCUGUCAGCAUGUCAGCUUAGUAGAAGUU
Molecule: messenger RNA, 3226 nt
Organism: Amphiprion ocellaris (clown anemonefish)
Lineage: Eukaryota; Metazoa; Chordata; Actinopteri; Pomacentridae
Gene: tmc1
Product: transmembrane channel-like 1
Exons: 20
Coding region: 127-3033 (968 amino acids)
Biological process (GO): detection of mechanical stimulus involved in sensory perception of sound; vestibular reflex
Cellular component (GO): plasma membrane
Molecular function (GO): mechanosensitive monoatomic ion channel activity
Source: RefSeq, a predicted model, not a curated record